AUGCUAAGACUUACCCCUCCUUCGAAGCCAUUUUGGAGGCAAUGGAUCGUGAUAAGCACAAUCCCAGUUGAAACUACCAAGGAGGCCCUUAGAGGUUACUUCGCAGAUCUCAACGAUCUUAUGCAAAUGGAGGCUGAUUGUGAAGCUCUGGUCCAACAGCGACAACAACAAGAACAAGAAGACGUAGAAGAAGAAGACGUCGAAGAAGAAGUUGUCUACUUGACUCCUACUAAAGAUGAAGCUUAUAUCCGUAACUACAACGAGCAGCAACUAGAGCAAAUUAUCAACCACGCAAUCAGUGGAACCCCCUUUGAAGCUUUGGACCAAAAAUUAAUCAAGUCCAUCCGAGCUAUCCUGUGUGCAUACUUGCAUUACAAGAAUAGUGGUAGCCUUGAUCAACUUGGCUACAAGAGAAAACUGAAUGAAUUGGCUAAAGUUGGAUUGCUAAGAUCUGCCAAGCCUAGCCAUACAAUAACCAUCGGUUAUCGUAUGCUGGCUUUCUAUAAGCAAGCUGGCGCCUAGCCAAUCCUCUUUUCAGACAAGUUUAACUGGCCUUUCUUCCUCUCUUUCUCCUCAGACAACUAGGCCUAUUUGGAGGAAAAUGACUUUUCUCCUUUGCGUCCUUUGAUUACACCAAUAAUUCCUACAAUGAACUACUUAACAUCAUUCGAGAAUGUUGGCUUCUUCCUACAUUAUAUUCAGUCAUUAGUAAAUAUGAUGGCUGAAGCUAAGAGUCAGAACGUGCCUAUGGCCGUUAUUAUCAUACUUUUGGUCAUUAGAGAAUACAUUUUGUCUCUCUCUCUCCCUUUCCAUCAUAACUUUCUUCUCUUUUUCCACCAAAUAAAAUCAUCAAUG
Molecule: messenger RNA, 855 nt
Organism: Zychaea mexicana
Lineage: Eukaryota; Fungi; Mucoromycota; Mucoromycetes; Mucorales; Lichtheimiaceae
Exons: 5
Coding region: 1-522 (173 amino acids)
Source: RefSeq, a predicted model, not a curated record